Molecule: messenger RNA, 504 nt
Organism: Propithecus coquereli (Coquerel's sifaka)
Lineage: Eukaryota; Metazoa; Chordata; Mammalia; Primates; Indriidae
Gene: IQCF5
Product: IQ motif containing F5
Exons: 2
Coding region: 46-492 (148 amino acids)
Molecular function (GO): calmodulin binding
Source: RefSeq, a predicted model, not a curated record
GAAGAGUGCAGAUCUGAGGGUGAUGGAACCAACUUGCCCCUAACCAUGGGCCCCAAAGAGAAAACCAUCAUGACAGAAAAGUCUGCGGUUGUGUUCAUCCAGGCCUGGUGGCGGGGCACGCUGGUGCGCCGCACUCUGCUGCAUGCGGCCCUCAGAGCUUGGAUCAUUCAGUGCUGGUGGAGGCAGAUGCUGGCGAAGCUGUUGAACAAGAGGCGGCGGGCGGCGCUGGAGUUCUAUGCACGGCAAGAAUGGGCCGCAGUCAGGCUGCAGUCCUGGGUCCGCAUGUGGCACACCCGUCAGCGUUACUGUCGCUUGCUCAAUGCUGCCCGCAUCAUCCAGGUCUAUUGGCGCUGGCACAGUUGCCAUUCCCGUGGCUUUAUUCAGGGCCAUUAUGAACUCAAAGAAAACCAUCUUGAUAUUCAACUUGAAAUCUCUCUGGGCCCACAGGCUUGUAAGGUGCAACAGUGCAUACCUCUUCCAAUAAAAGAAUGACCAGGUCUGCUA